GCGGGUUUUAGCGGCGCGGCCUGAGGGCGGCGGGAGUCUGUAAUCGCUCUUUUGGCGGUGGCCCACGCGGCUCACACGUUCUGCGGGGAAACAUGGCGGAUGUGGAAGUGUGUACUUUGCCAAAGAAGCAUAAAAAGAAAAAAGAGCCGAAGUCAUUACCAGAAGAAGAUGUUGCAGAAAUACAGCACGUUGGAGAAUUUCUUAUCAAACCUGAAUCCAAAGUAGCUCAGUUGGACACAUCUCAGUGGCCCCUGUUGCUAAAGAACUUUGAUAAGCUAAAUAUAAGGACGACACAUUAUACACCUCUUCCUUGUGGUUCAAAUCCUCUGAAAAGGGAGAUUGGGGAUUAUAUCAGGACAGGUUUCAUUAAUCUUGACAAGCCCUCCAACCCCUCUUCCCAUGAGGUGGUAGCCUGGAUCCGACGAAUACUUCGGGUGGAGAAGACAGGACAUAGUGGUACUCUGGAUCCCAAGGUGACUGGCUGUUUAAUCGUGUGCAUAGAACGAGCCACUCGCUUGGUAAAAUCACAACAGAGUGCAGGCAAAGAGUAUGUGGGAAUUGUCCGGCUGCACAAUGCUAUUGAAGGGGGGACUCAGCUUUCUAGGGCCCUAGAAACUCUAACGGGUGCCUUAUUCCAGCGACCCCCACUUAUUGCUGCAGUAAAGAGGCAACUUCGAGUGCGGACCAUCUACGAGAGCAAAAUGAUUGAGUAUGAUCCUGAAAGAAGAUUAGGAAUCUUUUGGGUGAGUUGUGAGGCCGGCACCUACAUUCGGACGCUGUGUGUACACCUUGGUUUGUUAUUGGGAGUUGGUGGUCAGAUGCAGGAACUUCGGAGGAUUCGUUCUGGAGUCAUGAGUGAAAAGGACCACAUGGUGACAAUGCACGAUGUGCUUGAUGCCCAGUGGCUGUAUGAUAACCACAAGGAUGAGAGUUACCUGCGGCGAGUUGUUUACCCUUUAGAAAAGCUGUUGACAUCUCAUAAACGGCUGGUUAUGAAAGACAGUGCAGUGAAUGCAAUCUGCUACGGGGCAAAGAUCAUGCUUCCAGGUGUUCUCCGAUAUGAGGAUGGCAUUGAAGUCAAUCAGGAGAUCGUGGUGAUCACCACCAAAGGGGAAGCGAUCUGCAUAGCGAUUGCAUUAAUGACCACAGCAGUGAUCUCUACCUGCGACCAUGGGAUAGUAGCCAAGAUCAAGAGAGUGAUCAUGGAAAGAGACACUUACCCUCGGAAGUGGGGUUUAGGUCCAAAGGCAAGUCAGAAGAAGCUGAUGAUCAAGCAGGGCCUUCUGGACAAGCAUGGCAAGCCCACAGACAGUACGCCUGCCACCUGGAUACAGGAAUAUGUUGACUACAGUGAUGUUGUGAAGACAGAGGUAGUUGCUGAAACAGCAAAAGCCUCAAAGCGGAAGCGAGAGAGUGAAAGUGAUGAGACUUCGCCAGGGUCUCCACAGCCAGUCAAGAAGGAAAAGAAGAAGAAGAAGGAUAAGAAGGCCAAAGCUGCUCUGGAGGGUGUGAGCGAGCCGGGAGAUGGGGACAGUGAUACCACCAAAAAGAAGAAGAAGAAGAAGAAAAUAAAAGUGGAAGUAGUUUCUGAGUAGUGGAGAUCACUUUAAAGCACUGUGUCCAGCUGGGAGGAGAAAUUAAAGCCUUAUUGAGAAAACAGUUCCUUUUGUUCUUGAGGGAGUGGAACAUAGGUCCCAUAGGUUCCAGAAAGAGUGGAGAGUUGAGGCCCAUUUUAGCUGCUGAGACUUGAGUGAUAUUAACUGGUGUGGUCGUCCAUCUUGUCCUGUUUUAAGGAUAUGGGUAUAGGAAGCAGACUUGACACUGCCCAGUUCUCUACUUGGGAGAGUUGGGAAGCCUUGCUUUCAGACCCUGCACUGCCCAGUAACCAUGUGCAGCUGUUUUCUGACGGCCGUUUUAACAUCAUCAUCCUUCACUCCUUUGCUUCUGCUACUCCCCCACGCCCCUCUGUUAAAAAGUUUGUAAAAAUUGCACAGUGAAAAGGUGUAGAGCAAGUAAAAUAAUAUAACAACCAUGUUUACUGGGGGGAGGGUUCAAUCUCCAGUGUGCUGUGAGGACAUGGUCUAGUCUGUUGUCAGCUCCACCUUUGUUACUCCAUAUAUCUCCCAGGUAAAGGCUGGCAAGGACUCAUGGUCUUUCAUCUUCUCAGCUAAUUCCAGUCCCUCUGACAUAGCAGUUGUUUGUGCACUUAGUCAAGUGUGUAUGUACAGCCUCAUGUACCUAAAUCCACCUACUUGUGUUUGUGACAGAGCUCAAAAUGUAUUCUCGUUUUUAUUCUCUUAACUUCCAAAAGAUGUAAUCAGCUGUUGCUGGGAGAAGGUUGUAAUUUUUACUUAUUAAAGUUUGCUUACUAUGUU
This is a messenger RNA of Molossus molossus (Pallas's mastiff bat), 2375 nucleotides long. It is a transcript of the gene DKC1, whose product is annotated as dyskerin pseudouridine synthase 1. The record is from RefSeq and is a predicted model, not a curated record. The coding region runs from base 93 to 1595 and encodes 500 amino acids. Lineage: Eukaryota; Metazoa; Chordata; Mammalia; Chiroptera; Molossidae. The transcript is spliced from 15 exons. Gene Ontology annotation, cellular component: box H/ACA snoRNP complex. Gene Ontology annotation, molecular function: pseudouridine synthase activity; RNA binding. Gene Ontology annotation, biological process: snRNA pseudouridine synthesis; box H/ACA sno(s)RNA 3'-end processing; rRNA pseudouridine synthesis.